Pocillopora damicornis (cauliflower coral) is the source of this 2538-nucleotide messenger RNA. RefSeq names its product prostatic acid phosphatase. Gene Ontology annotation, biological process: dephosphorylation. Lineage: Eukaryota; Metazoa; Cnidaria; Anthozoa; Scleractinia; Pocilloporidae. The record is from RefSeq and is a predicted model, not a curated record. Gene Ontology annotation, molecular function: phosphatase activity.
GAAAUGGCGGACGGCAACCUUAGUUAUUUUCGUACUUGUUUAGGUUUUUUAUUGUGGCUUUUGCAGGCUUCAACUCUUUCAUAUGGAGGACAAAAACUACGAAUGGUUAAUUUGGUUUAUCGACAUGGGGACAGAUCACCUGUAAGAUUUUUUAAAUCAGAUAAGUAUCAAAAUUAUUGGCCACAAGGAGAAGGACAACUUACUCAGAUAGGAAUGAAACAGGAAUAUGAACUGGGCAGGUUACUGAAGGAUCGUUAUGUUGAAAACAACAAGCUCCUGAAUUCAUCAUAUCUGUUUAAAGAGAUCUAUGUUCGCAGUAGUGAUAGGGAUCGCUGUAUCAUGAGUGCUCAGGCCCAGCUUAAUGGUCUUUAUCCACCUCAUCGAAAACAGAUAUGGAGGAAUGGUCUGGACUGGCAACCAAUUGGAGUUCAUGUGGUACCAAAGAAUGAGGAUUAUUUUCUGCGGCCAUAUGAUUACAAUUGCCCUCGCCUCAGUGAGCUGAGUAAAAAUUCUAAACAAGAGGAACAGUACAAAAAUAUGGCCAAACAAAACAAGGAGGUACUAGCUUAUAUAUCAGCACAUGCUCAGCAAAAUGUAACUCUAGACAAUGUUUGGGGAAUCUAUGACACACUUUUCUGUGAGAAAUCACAUAACCUGACACUUCCUUCUUGGGCUACAAAUGGCACAACUUGGGAAUCCCUCAGGAAUUUGAGUGAAUUUGAAAUGACAUCAUUAUUCAACUCUCCAGAGAAAGCUAAAUUGACGGGAGGAAGUUUAGUGGGUGCCAUUAUCAAGAACAUGCAAGGUUACCUUAAAUCAGAUAGCAAAAAAAUGUACAUUUACUCUGCUCAUGACACUACAGUGGCUGCUUUGCUGAGUGCCCUGAAUAUUUAUGAUGGGAUCCAGCCGGCUUACUCCAGUGCAGUCAUCAUCGAACUCUUCUCAGAUGAAAAUGAUGCUAAGAAAAAUGCGACGGUUCGUAUAAUGUAUCGAUUUGGCCAAAGCAAAGAUCCAAAGGCUCUCAAGUUGCCAAACUGUCCACAAGAUUGCCCUAUGAAUGACUUCAUCAAAGCGACUUCGGAUGUUGUUCCUGAUGAUAUCGACAAGGCUUGUGGAAAAACAGCCACAAAACCAGCUGAAGAGAAGUGCGUCCAGACCUUUAUAUACAAGAGUUUCUUGGCAGCCUUCAUUUCAGUCACUGUUGUGUUGGCUCUUCUUGUGUUCUGUUUGUGCGUCAGGUGCUGUCGCAAGCGAUGCCGAGGAAAUAACAUCACUGUGUACAAUACCGAUCUGCUUAAAGACGCUCGGCUUUUGGACAGACCAGAUUAUGAUUCAGAUACCUGAGCUGUCUUCCAUUUCCAGUCACUUUUAUAUUGUUUAAAAUUUUUUUGCCCAUAGCCAUCUAGAAGUCUCUUUAAAGGACACAUGUCCUUUUAAGGACUAACCCUCGCUAGAACGAUCAUCUUACGCAAUCCGGCGGCUGUUUCUACCGGAUUUAAACCAUUUACGGUAAUAAUUUCUUCAAAAACCUACAUGAUUAUUUUGAUAGAUUUGUUUUUCCUUCACGAGUCGCCUGAGUUGCGCUUAACCGAGGAUCAUGUGCAUAACCAUCCUUGUUGCUACAAAUUUCCUUGUAAAUUAACAAAGGCAAUGUCGUGUUAUAUCCAAGUAACACACCUGAUUAUAUAAAUUUGUCGAAUGUAAUGACUUUUCCACUGGAUAAUGUACUUAUAUUGAAAGGAAAAAAUGUAGGCUGAUAACGAUUAAGACUUUUUAGUGUUGACGGGGUUCCACUGUUAUGAGUUAGUCCGAGUAAAGAUUGUCGGAAAAUCAACCAAUUCUUUGCAAACUUGACAAACAAGACGAACUUCGUAUCAAAUAGUAACGUGACAGGUAAAGAAAAGUACAGGGGAAAAAGAACAAAUCUGAAUCAUUCCUUUAAUCUGCUUUCGAUUGUGGCGUUAAAUUUUUCAUUGCGUGUCAUAUUUGUAAGAUAUAUCAAUGUAGGAUGAGGUGUGGAUAUUUUGCAGGGGGUUCAAUGUGUUCUUACUAUAAAAAUGGGUCGGAUAAUACAUACACUAGUUUUACUCCCAAUUUAGUAGGUUUUGUUCUUCACCAUGAAUGACAUUAAUCACUUUAUUCUCUCUUAUUGAUAUUUAUGAAUUAUGAAAAUUUGGUUUGCAUCCUACAAUAUUGUUUCACACUUUGCAAACGGUGUUGCGUUUGUAGCAUUGUUUUACUCCCAAUGUAGUAGGUUUUGUUUUUCACUAUUAAUGACAUUAAUCACUUUAUUCUCUCUUAUUGAUAUUUAUUAAUUAGGAAAGUUUUGGUUUGCACUUUACAAUUUUGUUUUACGCUUUCCAAACAGUGUAGCGUUUAUGAGUUAUUAUUUCAAAUGGAAUCGAUACAAUGAAUUCAGCAGCUAUAUUUUUAGAACUUUAAAUAAUUUAAGUAGGUAGGAAAUGGUAUUUUUAUCGCUUAUCACAAGCCACAAUGAACUUUGAAAUAAACUGAAUAUUACUGCGGUGUUCACCUCUA